AUGAGUGAAGACGAGUUGUUAGCCAUGGUUCUGGAACAGUCCCGUAACGACUACCUGGCAAGUUUGCGAGCUUCAAAGUCGCGGGAGGAGUAUGAUCAGCCCUCUACUGCCCAGUCGUUUUUCCGACAGCAACUGGAACCAUCGGAGGAGGCCGCACUGCCUGCCUUCUCCAAUGCAUCUGCCGUGCCUUCUUUUUCUUCCUCUUCCGGC
Dibothriocephalus latus is the source of this 210-nucleotide messenger RNA. NCBI's taxonomy places the organism in Eukaryota, Metazoa, Platyhelminthes, Cestoda, Diphyllobothriidea, Diphyllobothriidae. The record is from the annotation of a GenBank genome assembly.